CUGAUAUCCCUGAGUCUCAAAAGUGUUUCUUGUGUUUCUGCUUUCGAUAAAAUCACGCAAAGAAACUACUUUCUUGAGUUUACAUUUGAAGAUUACACUGGCUUCAUAGCGCCCGUCUCUCGAACGAUUUUACCACUUUAUAAGCCAAACCCCGGUGAUAAGCUUUCCAGGAUGUCCAAGGUGGAGCAUAAUGCCUGUCUGAUCGUGAUUGAUGGGUGGGGGGUGGCGUCGGAGGAGUCCCCCAAGAACGGCGAUGCCAUCGCGGCGGCCGAGACCCCCGUCAUGGACGAGUUCGCCCGCAGCAAGACCGGCUACGUGGAGCUCGAAGCCUCGUCGCUGGCUGUCGGUCUGCCCGAGGGAUUGAUGGGUAACUCGGAGGUCGGACAUCUGAACAUCGGUGCCGGCAGGGUUGUCUGGCAGGACGUCGUACGCAUUGAUCAGUCGAUCAAGACUGGCGAGUUCAGCAAGAACGAGGUCAUUACUCGGGUGCUCGAGGCUGCCAAGAGCGGAAACGGCCGUCUUCACCUUUGCGGCCUCGUCUCCCAUGGAGGUGUUCAUUCUAAACAAGAGCACCUGUAUUCGCUCCUCAAGGCUGCCAAGGAGGCACAAGUCCCCAAAGUCUUCAUCCACUUUUUCGGAGAUGGUAGAGAUACUGAUCCCAAGUCUGGUGUCGGUUACAUGGAGGAGCUGCUCGAGAAUACCAAGGAGAUUGGCAUUGGUCAGAUUGCAACAGUCGUUGGCAGGUACUAUGCCAUGGACAGGGACAAGAGGUGGGAGAGGGUCGAGCUUGCCAUGAAGGGUCUGGUCCUUGGUGAAGGUGAGGCUAGUGAGGACCCCGUCAAGACGGUCAAGGAACGAUACGAGAAGGGCGAAAACGACGAGUUCCUGAAGCCCAUCGUUGUUGGAGGUGAUGAGGGACGCAUCAAGGAUGGUGACAAUGUCUUCUUCUUCAACUACCGGUCUGAUCGUGUGCGCCAGAUCACACAGCUGCUCGGCGAUGUCGACAGAUCGCCUAGGCCCGAUUUCCCCUACCCCAAGAUCAAGCUUGCUACCAUGACCCGCUACAAGCUUGACUACCCCUUCGAUGUUGCCUUUGAGCCGCAGAAGAUGGGAAACGUGCUGGCUGAGUGGCUUGGCAAGCAGGGCGUACCUCAGGUGCACGUCGCCGAGACUGAAAAAUAUGCUCACGUCACGUUCUUCUUCAACGGUGGUGUUGAGAAGGCCUUUGCCCUUGAGGAGCGCGAUGAGAGCCAGGAUCUUGUCCCGUCAAACAAGAGCGUGGCUACGUACGACAAGGCACCCGAGAUGUCGGCCGACGGCGUUGCCGACCAGGUGGCCAAGCGCCUUGGUGAGCAGAAGUUCCCAUUCGUCAUGAACAACUUUGCGCCUCCCGACAUGGUCGGUCACACUGGCGUGUACGAGGCUGCCAUUGUUGGCUGCGCGGCGACGGACAAGGCUAUUGGGAAGAUUUACGAGGCAUGCAAGGCACACAACUACGUCCUCUUCAUCACAGCCGACCACGGCAACGCCGAGGAGAUGAAGUUUCCCGACGGAAAGCCCAAGACCUCCCACACGACCAACAAGGUUCCCUUUAUUAUGGCCAAUGCGCCAGAGGGCUGGAGUCUUAAGCCCGUGGGUGGCGUCCUAGGCGAUGUAGCGCCAACCGUCCUGGCCUGUAUGGGUCUGCCUCAGCCUGAGGAGAUGACAGGUGAGAAUUUGCUAGUCAAGGCGUAAAUAUUUGAUGGGAAAUGAACAUGGGCAGCUUUGGGAGUUUGGCGCGAGGGAUAGAAGUAUGAGAUAAGAAAUAGAGUUGGCUGAAUGUGGGAUGAUGAAAGACGAGAUGAACAAACCAUAUUUAGAACCCUCACUAGAAAAACAUCGAUAUAGAGAGGAAGCUUGGCAAAGUGAGUUUGUUGAUGGCUGACCGGCUCUUCGAGUACGGCGCACCCUGGUGCAAUGUAAAAAUGAGCACGUGGUUCCCCCUACGCGUAAGCGAAGCUACUGGCGGCGGCGGUGUGGUUGUUGAGACGCUAUUUCGACUUGCAGAGCAGACUAGACUAAGUCCGGGCUCGUGCACAGCAUAUCUUGUCUUUUGCCACAAAACUCAUAGGCGCGUCCAGACCUGGAUCAAUAAAUGAAGCUCUCGUAGGUCCAAAUUCGAUACAAUUUAGGCUUCCCCCCUUUGACAAAUAUGUUUGUUAGUUCUAGGUUUUGUCUGUAGCUCUAGUGGCAUCAGCUAGGGUGGCGCCAGCCCCCGGACGGCUGCGCUCCGGCCGCGUGGUUCUUUGGUGAUGUGGAACGGGAUUGAGGUGGAACAGAUCGGGCGCUAUGAGCCUCCUACCCCUGGUAUUUCGCCCCGAUCAAUCCGAUUCCACGGUCCGGUGUUAGGUUCUUGAAUAUCGGUCGGCUACUUAAAAGCUGUGCACGCGGGCUGUAUUCCAUUGGGUGGCCAUCCUUGGCGAGAGGCAAGGAUCGGCAGGUACGACAAGACCCGUAGAAUUUUUUUUUUGCUUCGAGUGGAAUAUCUUACCGGGACCAUGGCUUGCACAACCGACUUUGGUAAUAGUUUUGAACAAAAAAAUAAUUUAGGUACUUGGUGGUUCCCGCGAACCGUUAAGUUAAUAAAGCCCCACGUACACACGUACGGUGACAAGGGGUGGUUUUUUUCGCCUGAUACCAUAGUACUGGGCGGGUUUGUUGCAAUGAAAUAUUUUGACAGGCUUGCCGCCAGCAUGAGGUGCCCUAAACUCUCAGAGUGGGAUCGCAAAUAAUUCAUGCCCCCCUUGGUCAUAUGUUCAAUCAUACGAUUUCCAGAAGGUAUGCCAUGAGCGAGUCAGUUGCCAGGAGGCAUAGUCACAUAAGCAGGGCAAAGGGCAGGAUUUACUAUAGCUCGAGAAGAAGUGACCAGAAUAAU
Molecule: messenger RNA, 2914 nt
Organism: Pyricularia grisea
Lineage: Eukaryota; Fungi; Ascomycota; Sordariomycetes; Magnaporthales; Pyriculariaceae
Exons: 5
Coding region: 172-1734 (520 amino acids)
Biological process (GO): glucose catabolic process
Cellular component (GO): cytoplasm
Molecular function (GO): manganese ion binding
Source: RefSeq, a predicted model, not a curated record